This is a messenger RNA of Oryza brachyantha (malo sina), 1833 nucleotides long. RefSeq lists its product as uncharacterized. The record is from RefSeq and is a predicted model, not a curated record. The coding region runs from base 380 to 1675 and encodes 431 amino acids. Gene Ontology annotation, molecular function: zinc ion binding; nucleic acid binding. Lineage: Eukaryota; Viridiplantae; Streptophyta; Magnoliopsida; Poales; Poaceae. The transcript has 6 exons.
UGAGCUAAGCUCCCUCCUCAUUUUCCUCCUCCCCAAAUCUUCACAAAAAUGCAAGGAUCCAGCCCUGCAUGUCACACCACAAGAUCCCCAAGGUUGUAAGCUUUCCAUCCAUCCAAAUAGCCUGCACAUGCAUCGGUUGCUGAGGGAGAUCGAGAAGAAAAGAGGAGCUUGCUGCUUGGUGCAGAGCAGCAGCAGCAGCAGUUGUUUUCCUCCUCUUGGUCACCGGUUCAAGAUUUGAAGGCUAGUAGCAGGCUGCAAACUGUUUUCUCUUCUUCGGUGACAACAGCUCGGUGUCUUUGCUUCCCUGUUUUGAUUUGGAGAAUCCGGAGAGUACCGAGCCAUAUCCAGAGGAGGAUAGUGACUACCCUCAGCAGGAAGGAUGUCUCGCCGCCGCACUCGCUCCCAUGAUCAGGAUAGUCCGGAGGGUUCUCGUCGCAACCAAGAGGGGUCUCCUCCUCCUCCCACCAUGGCUGAAGUUCUCAUGGCUGUGGAGCGCAACCGUGAGGCUCAGAAUACUGUCCUUCAGCAAAUCGCUGCAAGUGCAGCUGCUGUUGCCGCCCAAAUUGCCCGAAGUGCGGGCGGUGGUGGACACCAAGUCGCCGGGGGACUCGCUGAAUUUCAGCGUACUCAACCUCCGGUGUUCACUCGCUCCGAUGAUCCACUUGAUGCUGAUGAUUGGCUUCGCACCAUCGAGCGGAAGCUCACUCUCAUUCGCUGCCCCGACGCUGAGAAGACCAACCUAGCAGCCGAGCAACUCCAAGGCGCAGCUGGUGAUUGGUGGGAGAACUUUCUCGCCAUGCAACCUGCUGGCCAUGCCAUCACUUGGCCGGAAUUUCGCAAUGCUUUUCGGGCUGCCCAUGUGCCGAAAGGUAUUAUGGACCUCAAGCAACGUGAGUUCCUAUCUCUCACCCAAGGCAACAAAUCUGUCAUGGAGUACCUCCGCGAGUUCAACCACUUGGCUCGCUACGCUCCGGACGAUGUCAAUACCGAUGCCCGCAAGCAAAAUCGGUUUAUGAAUGGGUUAUCAGCAGAGAUGCAACUUGAGCUUGCUGCCCACUCUUUUCUGGACUUCCAGGACCUUGUCAACAGGUCUGUGGUCGUGGAAAGCAAGAUGAACAACCUUGAGAAUGAGCGCAAGCGCAAGCGGGCUGCGCAGAUUUCAGCCGCGGGUGGUUCGCAAAAACCACGUGGUUGGCAGCAACCCCCUCCACGCUAUCAAGCUCCACCACCUCCUCGUCGGCAGGGAUUUGUGCCACGCCCACCUCAGCAGCGUGUCACACUUCCUGUUGGCGGAAAUCAGCAAGCCGUUCGCCCGCCUGUUCGCUCCAACAACUGCUUCAAUUGUGGGCAAGCGGGCCACUACAUCAACCAAUGCCCGUACCCUCGUCGUGCACAAGAGCAGGGGCCAAGAGCAGCAGCACCACGUCCCAAUCCGUCUCCGAGGGCAGCACCUCAGGGUCAGCAAAAUCAGAAGAGGGGCCGUGUGAAUCACGUCACCGCCGAGGAGGCGAACAAUGCACCGGAUGUUCUUGUCGAUUUGGAGAAUCCGGAGAGUACCGAGCCAUAUCCAGAGGAGGAUAGUGACUACCCUCAGCAGGAAGGUGAGGAUUCCGGGUAUGAGUUGUGCUUCUUGUGUGGUCACUGCUCUGCCGGGGGUGGCGAGGGCAGUGAGUGAUCCCUUCUCUUGCAGCUUGGCUCUUGCCCGGUUGGUUUGCCCUUGUGGGGUUGUGGCACCACCGGCUUUCGUUUUAUGCUUAUGAGCUUUAUUUGAGUCUUCCGCUGCUACUCAUUCUGUGUAUGUUGGGACCUUGGACCCUAUGUUGUAUCAUGUAC